AUGAUGGGUUGGUAUCUCCUUCUAUCUGUUGCAUUCUGCUAUCUGGGAAUAGUUCCUUCCGCACUGGCACAAAUCAUCAACUAUACCCCUUCAGCAGGCGGAGGCGUGUCAUAUGGUAUCAAUAUUCCAAGCUCAACUUUUCAGUUGGGAUCUGGCCCCAUUUUCUUCCAGUUACAGGCGCCCGCGGAUUUGAAAUGGGCGGCCCUAGGUCUCGGCAACCAGAUGACCGACGGGCAACUUUUCGUCAUAUACUCUGCUUCUGACACGAAUGUGACACUUUCACCUCGGAGAGCGAACACUCACGUUGCGCCUACCUAUGAUCCAACUAUACGGGCUUUUCUCCUCGAAGGGUCUGGCGUCUACAAUGGCUUACUGACGGCGAACGUGCGAUGUGAUAACUGCACUACCUUGGGCAAUGGCAAGAAUAUACUGAGUAACCGUAGCUCUUGGGUGUGGGCUGUGGCUCAUGGGCCCCAGUUGGUAUCCAGCAACGUUUCGGAAACCAUAUACCAGCAUGACUGGCAUGGUAUCUUCACGUUCGACUUGAAAAAAGCUGUUGGGGGUGACUCUUCGAACCCAUUCUUUCACUCUUCGCCGCCCUUCGCCCGCCUUACUCUCAAUCCAGAACAGCAACAGAUAAGCGACACCCUUCUACACAAAAAGCGGAUCGCUCAUGGUGUUAUGACGUCGGUUGCUUUCGUCCUUCUUUUCCCUAAUUUCGGACUUCUUCUCCAUAUUAUUCCAACCCGUUACACUGUCGCCUGGAUCCAUGCCCCUCUGCAGAUGUUUGCGGUACUUUUAGCCUUGGCUGGGUUUAUGUUUGGAGUCUCCGUUUCAAAGGAUCUCCAAGACCUUGCAGGCUACCACCCUAUCCUUGGAUAUCUUUCAAUUGGCGGCGUUGUCAUCAUCCAGCCGAUACUUGGGAUCAUUCAGCACGUCAAGUUUCGUCGAAGCCGCGAGAAAACUCUCUAUGGCGUCUCACAUCGUUGGCUUGGGCGCUUUCUCUGCGCUUUUGGCAUUGUCAACGGAGGAAUAGGCUUCCAUUAUGCGCAGGCAAAGAAUCCGGAUAUCCCAUUGGCCUCACCAAUUGUGUAUGCCAUCAUCUGCGCUCUGGUGGGGGCUAUAUAUGUCCUUUGGCUGGCAGUGGCUCGGUAUGGCGUGGCGGCCUGA
Messenger RNA from Aspergillus candidus, 1170 nucleotides. RefSeq names its product cytochrome and DOMON domain-containing protein. NCBI's taxonomy places the organism in Eukaryota, Fungi, Ascomycota, Eurotiomycetes, Eurotiales, Aspergillaceae. The record is from RefSeq and is a predicted model, not a curated record. The transcript is spliced from 3 exons. The coding region runs from base 1 to 1170 and encodes 389 amino acids.